This is a messenger RNA of Penicillium robsamsonii, 237 nucleotides long. RefSeq lists its product as uncharacterized. The coding region runs from base 1 to 237 and encodes 78 amino acids. Lineage: Eukaryota; Fungi; Ascomycota; Eurotiomycetes; Eurotiales; Aspergillaceae. The record is from RefSeq and is a predicted model, not a curated record. The transcript has 2 exons.
AUGGAGAAUAGCCGGGCUGGUCGAUCCAUGAAUGGGUCGGGAGUCAUCGAAGGCAAGUUGCCGAAGGGCAGUGUUGGAUGGGGUAGCGGAUGGGGUGGUUCGAUCGUGGUUAUGGAUAGCGAUUGGAAGCUCACAAUCGCGUAUACCAUGAACAGGAUGUUAAACGAUAACCAUCCUUCCCCAGCAGCACACAUUAAGGCGGUCUAUGAGAUACUUGGAGUUACCCUAGCUGUCUAG